This is a messenger RNA of Seminavis robusta, 2976 nucleotides long. The record is from the annotation of a GenBank genome assembly. Lineage: Eukaryota; Bacillariophyta; Bacillariophyceae; Naviculales; Naviculaceae.
AUGUGGAUGCUGGUGUUUGUCUUGUUGGCCAUUACUAUUACUAGUGUGGAAGGGAGAAUUCGAGGCGUGCGAAAGUCAGUAAAGUCAGGCAAGGCGCAAGAAGGUCGAGAUCUCCAGGGACUUCCGGUACUAGUCGGAUUUGGAGGAGAACCAGAUCCAGCUCGGUUUCCGCUUGGCUUGUGUCAGGGAGAUUGUGAUUAUGAUUGGCACUGUGAUGAAGGACUCGUGUGUUUUCAACGCAAUAAAAAUGAUGUUGUGCCCGGGUGUCGCGGCGGAGAGACCUUCGAUGCCGACACCGACUUUUGUGUUCCCGCAACUCCCACAACUCAGGCACCAUCUCUGCCUCCUGUGGCCAGUGCCUUUGAGGCUCCUACCACUGCUCCCACCUUUGCUCCCACCUUUGCAGACACUGACACUGACACUGAAACUGCUGCUCCCACAUUCACUCCCACUGUUCCAGACACUCAGUCACCAACUCAGUCACCAACCCAAGGGCCCACAGUGGCUCCUACUGAUGUUCCUACUGGUGGCACUGAUGAUCCCACAGCCAGUCCUUCACAGACACCAACAGAAUCACCAUCCAUUCAGCCAUCCACUACUCCAUCAGAAUCACCAUCCCAAGCGCCUACCUAUCUAUACCUAGAUCUUAACAUCACCCAUGGAUACUUGCCACCUCUCGUCUUUGUGGGAGAUCAAGUUUUUGUCAAUCUCAGGCCACUCGGACUUUGUAGAGGUGAUUGUGAUGCUGACCAGGAUUGUAUUGAUGAACUCGUCUGCUUUCAACGAGACCUUCUCGAGCCGGUCCCCGGAUGCUCAGGAGAGGGAUUGGCAAGCAUUGAUUAUUGCGUCAAACCCUACAGCUUCAACGCCUCAGACAUGACCGACCCACCCUCAAACACCAUGGUGCCAACCACGCCACAGGUUACCACCCCACCAGCGGAAACUAACCCACCCGUGCAAGAGGAUCCUAACUUGCCUAAACUAGAAACUAUCGGAGACAAUCCCACCAUGGCAUUGGGACUCUGUCAAGGUGAUUGUGACACUGACGAAGACUGUCUUGAUGAACUCUUAUGCUAUCAGAGAGACUACCAAGAAAUGGUACCUGGAUGCUCUGGCCGGGGAGAGACCAGUUACGACUACUGUGUAUCUCCACUCGGGGGAAGUUACGGGUUCGCCGUGGGAGAAGUCGUGGCAUGUACAUUGGACGUACUCUCGUGUCCCGACGGAACCACCCUAUCCAGGGUUCCUCCGGCUUGCGCGUUCCCAGAAUGCCCUGAAGUGGAGGAAGUCGUUUGUUCCAUGGAUAUGCGAACCUGUCCGGAUGGUUCCUUCGUAGGAAGGACUGCACCUGACUGCCAAUUCGAUGAGUGUCCCAAUGACGCAGUUGCAUGCACCAUGGAAGUCAUUCAGUGUGAAGAUGGAAGCUUUGUUGGAAGGACUGGACCCGACUGUGACUUUGACAUUUGCCCAGAGACUGUACCGAUACAAUGUGGCACGGAAAUGUUCUCUUGUCCUGACGGAACUCUCGUGGGCCGAAGUGAACCUGAUUGCGCUUUUGAUCCUUGUCCAGGAGGCGCCGUCAUCAUUGUCAGUGGAGAAGACGAACUGACAAACACGUUGACCAUCUCAGUGGUACAGAUUGUAUUGGGUUCCACUAUCCAUACAACGUUGGUUUCACUCAUCGCUCAGGCGAUCCUCGUGGGUACACUCAACAACGAAGGCCCGUUCACUCUGUUUGCACCCACCGACACGGCUUUCAUUCUCAAUGGCAUUGACGACAAGUACACGACAGCAGAUUACAGCCAACACUUGAUGAACAUUCUCACCUACCACGUGGCCUACGGAAAGAUUACAUCCAGCGACCUGACGUUGGGGCCAAUCAUGAUGUUAAAUGGAGAGGAGGCGCAAAUUACAAGUCUGUCACCACCCAUGAUCAACGAUGCCCAUAUUGUGACACCUUUUGACAUUGAAGGCAAUAAUGGAGUUAUUCAUUCUCUCGAUUCAGUUCUGAAACCAUCUUGCGUCACUGACAGCAUCGUUGACAUUGUUUCGCAAGACCAAUCAUUCAGUAUCUUGUACACCAUGAUCACGGCAGCGGACUUGAUCGGCACGCUCCAAGAUCAGGGCUCGACAUUUACACUCUUUGCGCCCACAAAUGACGCAUUUGGAAUGCUUUCAGCUGAUACUGUUUCGUACUUGACGUCUCCAGAAGGAAAAGCCGAGCUCGUGGAGAUUUUGCUCUACCACGUGACUGUUGGAAACCUGUACGAAUCGACGUUGGAUGAAGGCGACAUUUUGAUGGUUUCUGGUGACACUGCGACAAUCAUGUUGGGACCUCCAAUCAUGAUCAAUGAUGCGAUUGUGUCUGGAGACCAAAUCUUGGCAUCCAAUGGAGUGAUCUAUCCCAUCAACAAUGUCAUUUUGCCGCCCGAGGAACCCGGCGACAAUCCGCUGGAAGAAGACGUCACGACUCCUCCAGUGACAACCGUACCGGUAACGGCGGCUCCAGUAACGGCCCAACCUGUCUCUGCUGCCCCAGUCACAGCUGCGCCCAUCACGGCACCUCCGGUUUCAGCGGCUCCAAUUACAGCUCCUCCAGUCACGGCGGCCCCUGUGACGGGAGUUCCAUUGACGGCGGCGCCUGUGACUCCCAUUCCAGCUCCAAUGCCGACACUUCCUCCUGCAUCUACCACGUAUCCUCCGGCAGUGGUUGUGGUGGUUGUUGGAGCCCAAGAGGCACCUGGUUACACGGAAGAGCGUCCGCAGUUGAUGGUGAUGGAUAGCAAGGACGAAAAGAACAAUAAUGGCGGCAAUGGCGGGCUGGGUCUGUGUCAAGGAAGCUGCAAGAAGAAUUCUGAUUGUGCUCCGGGUCUGUUUUGUUUCUCUACGGAUAGCGAAGAUGAUAUUACCGAGAUUCCAGGAUGCUCGGGAAGGCCGGACAUCGGCGAAGAUUACUGUAUUCGCUUGCCAAAUUAA